Molecule: messenger RNA, 618 nt
Organism: Cooperia oncophora
Lineage: Eukaryota; Metazoa; Nematoda; Chromadorea; Rhabditida; Trichostrongylidae
Source: the annotation of a GenBank genome assembly
UUGAGCUAUCUAUCGGGGAUUUUCUCUUGGGUUUUCUCUAGAUUAUCAUUAUUACGAUCACUUUUCAGAUAUGGAGGUGGUGGAUUUAUAUGGACUGCUGAAAUUCCGGGUGCCGAGUUAACCGCUCGAUCGGUUUUGCAUGAAACGAGAUUGAAGAAGAUUACUAGUUGUUGCAUGCUCCAACGAGCAAAUGUUCAUGAUCUGUUCUCCUGCAUACUUGGCUUGGAGGAGGGAGGAAGAGAUGAUGCAGAAGUACGCGCCAUCGUUUUAUAUGGAGGUGGUGGAUUUAUAUGGACUGCUGAAAUUCCGGGUAAAAAAGGCUUGGGUAAAAGUGCUGCUCACAUGUAUUUCGCUUGUGGCCUUGGAGUGUUAAUAGUUUUAUGUCGAGAUUCCACGUUUGUACGAUUUUCCAUAAAAGGUGCCGAGUUAACCGCUCGAUCGGUUUUGCAUGAAACGAGAUUGAAGAAGAUUACUAGUUGUUGCAUGCUCCAACGAGCAAAUGUUCAUGAGUCUGUUCUCCUCAUAGGUACGGUAUCCGGAAAUGUUUUCGCCUUGGAUAUCAACUCCCUGGAGCUCUCGGAAUACAUUGUUUUUGAGGACUGUUUGCUGCAGAGGUGA